CGUCCGUCCGUCUCGGCCGAUGGAGGUACUGGCGUGGCUGUGGCUGGGCUUCUUCGCCCGGGCGGCGGGGCUGCCGGGCUCCCCCUGCGAGCCGGUGCGCAUCCCCAUGUGCCGGCACAUGCCCUGGAACAUCACGCGGAUGCCCAACCACCUCCACCACAGCACCCAGGAGAACGCCGUCCUGGCCAUCGAGCAGUACCAGGAGCUGGUGGAGGCGGCCUGCAGCCCCGUGCUCAGCUUCUUCCUCUGCGCCAUGUACGCGCCCAUCUGCACCCUCGAGUUCCUCCACGACCCCAUCAAGCCCUGCAAGUCGCUCUGCCAGCGGGCCCGCGACGGCUGCGAGCCCCUCAUGCGGCGCUACAACCACAGCUGGCCCGAGGCCUUGGCCUGCGAGGACCUGCCCGUCUACGACCGGGGGGUCUGCAUCGCCCCCGAGGCCAUCGUCACCGACCUGCCCGAGGACGAGGUCAAGUGGAUCGACCUGUCCGACGACGUGAUGGUCCAGGAGAGACCUCUGCUUGCUGAAUGCAAGAACUCCAGCCCGGCUCGCUGCAAGUGUAAGAAAGUGAAGCCGACGAUUAUGACGUAUCUCGACAAAAACUACAGUUACGUUAUUCAUGCUAAAGUAAAGAGUUUGGAGAGAGGAAACUGCAAUGAAAUAAUCACAAUGGUCGACGUGAAGGAAGUGUUGAAAUCUUCCACUCCAGUCCCCCGUUCGCUAGUUCCUCUGUAUACCAAUUCCUCCUGCCAGUGCCCACCUCUUCUACCAAAUCAGGACGUCCUCAUUAUGUGUUAUGAAUGGCACUCAAGGUUGAUGCUUCUCGAUGGUUGUUCUGUUGAAAAAUGGAAGGAUCCUUUAAGCAAAAGAUUUAAGAGAUGGGAACAGCGACUUCAAGAACAGAAGCUGCGAGCAGUGGCAAAUAAAAACCAGAAUGCUAAAAACUCUGGUCGCAACGGGGUGCCAAAACAAAACUCUAAGAAUGCCAAACCGGUGGUUGCUAGUCCCAAGAAGAUCACUAAGCUCAGAAGUGACCAGAAAGAAGUUAAUUCCAAAAAAAUGUGAAUUGCAGACUUCCCCACAACAAAGCUCACCACUUGGCCAGAAUGGCAUGUGGGCAUUUCCUGAAGUCAUCAAUGUAAACAUUUACAAACAGACAUUAUUUGCAUCAAUGUAUGGUUAAAGGAAUACUUUUUCACAUUAAGCGACACAUAUAGUUUAGCCCUACAUGUGGUGAGUUGAUGAGAAUCAAUCGAUUGAACCUGCAUUUUACAUUGCCAGUCAUAAUUUACUAAUGCAUAUGUAUUUGGAUAGGCUAUUCUCUGUGUUAACGUGUUUCAGAAAAUUUCCUCUGAAGUUCACUACACACAUAUUCUCUAGAAGGGGCAUCCAGUAUUAUUUCUCUCUCCA
Messenger RNA from Pogona vitticeps (central bearded dragon), 1408 nucleotides. RefSeq names its product secreted frizzled related protein 4 (gene SFRP4). The record is from RefSeq and is a predicted model, not a curated record. Gene Ontology annotation, molecular function: Wnt-protein binding. Gene Ontology annotation, cellular component: cytoplasm. Gene Ontology annotation, biological process: canonical Wnt signaling pathway; non-canonical Wnt signaling pathway. Lineage: Eukaryota; Metazoa; Chordata; Lepidosauria; Squamata; Agamidae.